AUGCCGUUCACCUUCCCCACGCCUUGGCAGCCGCCCGUCGAGCCUGGCCAGGCCUUCCGCGAGAGCUGCACCAUGCAAGCGAUUGUGAGCGGCGUCGUCGGCGGCGGCGCUGGGCUCGUGCUGGGCGCUGUGCUCACCCCGCUCAACUCGCAGCUGCAACAAGAGACGGAGCACCUGCCUCUGCGUGAGCAGAUGCGGCGGGGGGUGAGGGAGAUGGGCUCGCAGUCGCGCUCCUGGGGAAAGAAUCUCCUCGUGAUCGGCGCCGUCUUCUCAGUCUCGGAAUGCUUUGUCGAAAAGUCGCGCGGACGCGUGUGCUGCCUCACCGGCGGCGUCCUCGCGGCCGGCGCGGGGCCGCAGGCGAUGGGCGUCGGCUGCGCUGGCUUCGCCGCUUUCUCGGCCGCGAUUGACGCUCUAGGAUUUGGGCACUUUGACUGA
Emiliania huxleyi CCMP1516 is the source of this 435-nucleotide messenger RNA. RefSeq lists its product as hypothetical. NCBI's taxonomy places the organism in Eukaryota, Haptophyta, Isochrysidales, Noelaerhabdaceae. Gene Ontology annotation, cellular component: TIM22 mitochondrial import inner membrane insertion complex. Bases 1 to 435 code for a protein of 144 amino acids. The transcript is spliced from 2 exons. Gene Ontology annotation, biological process: protein insertion into mitochondrial inner membrane. Gene Ontology annotation, molecular function: transmembrane protein transporter activity. The record is from RefSeq and is a predicted model, not a curated record.